ACCACUUCUGUUUACCAAUUCUUUUAUAAUUAUUAUCUCACAACAAUCUCUAUACCUUAUGCCGAACCACCUUCCUUGUAAAUCCAACCAUUUCAUUUUCUUCUCUUCUUCCUGUUUUCUCUUUUUAGAUCAUCUUUUCUUGUCCUUUCUCUCAUUUUUUCUCUAUAUAUCUCCCUCUUUUUCUAUUUUUCUUCAUAUAGUCAAAGACCAUGGAAGACUCUCCUGCUGCUUAUAUCCACUUGGUGCACCGUUUGAUAGAAGAGUGUAUGUUAUUCAACAUGAGCCAAGAAGAAUGCAUGGAAGCUCUUUCCAAGCAUGCAAAUAUCAAACCAGUUAUCACCUCCACCGUUUGGAAAGAGUUAGAGAAAGAGAAUAAGGAGUUCUUUGAGGCAUAUUUGAAGAACAGAGUCGAGAGAGCUUCAGAGACAGAGACGAGGCAAAGGAUACAAAACAUGGUUUUGGAUUCUUCUAAAUAACAAGUUUAGAUGAUUUCAUACGCAAAUUAAUAAGGUUAGUUUAGGCGUUUUCAAUUAAUUGAAGUUUGAAGAAGCUAGUUGUCUAUGUAUAAUAAUAACAUAAAAUGAUUAACAUCACAAUCAUGUGAUAGUAAAAACGGUGACAGGGACAAAAUAAUAUUGGACCAUGGAACAACAUAGUCGUAUCAUUGUAUGGGCGGCACAAAUGGAUUCAUUUGAUUGUCUCAAGGUAUACAAAGUUGAAGUCAGUACUCUACACUGAUGGCUAUGUGAGACAUGGUAUACAUGUGUUAUAGUACUUAAUAAAAAGUUGAAACAUGUGUGUUAGACUCUAUUUGAAACAUGUGUGUUAGGCUCUCCUAGUAAAAGACAUUUGUGCUACUU
This is a messenger RNA of Vicia villosa (hairy vetch), 860 nucleotides long. RefSeq lists its product as uncharacterized. The coding region runs from base 210 to 476 and encodes 88 amino acids. The record is from RefSeq and is a predicted model, not a curated record. The transcript has 3 exons. NCBI's taxonomy places the organism in Eukaryota, Viridiplantae, Streptophyta, Magnoliopsida, Fabales, Fabaceae.